Messenger RNA from Entrophospora sp. SA101, 303 nucleotides. Lineage: Eukaryota; Fungi; Glomeromycota; Glomeromycetes; Entrophosporales; Entrophosporaceae. The record is from the annotation of a GenBank genome assembly.
AUGCGUGGAAAUAAAAACUCUGGUCCUUGUGCAAUCAAGAAUUGUGAUAAUAAUGAUAAAAAUCCUGAAGAUGUUAACUUCAGAACUAUAACAGACAAUGUGUUUAAAAAUAUAAGAGAACACCAAGACUAUGAAAGCAUAAAUUAUUUAAGAUUAAAUGAACAACUUUGUGCUAAUCACUACAUGAAGUAUGUAGCAUAUUAUAAACGUAAGCAAUUGAAUGUCAAUGAAAAUUCUUCAAAUAAUAUCAAGAUUAAUGUCACAGAAAAUGGAGUUCUUUUAUCCAGAGAAGAUUUUGAAUAA